GUCUCUCCUUCAAGUGCAAAUGUCAGUCUUCCUACCUUUACUCGACGGUGGCAACAUCGACCAGGCCCUUCUGAGAUCAUUGGCUCGGAUUGGACCAGUCAUUGUACCUAGUAAUACUCCACCAUCCAGCCUCCCUCCCGAUCUCGAUGUUAGCCGGUACAUUCUGCUCGAUCAAACUUCAUCACUCAACCUUGACGAAAUCGUUCAAUGGCUUGACCUCGGCGCCGACAAGGUCAUCGUACCUCUCGCAUGGGCAAAAGAUGUCGUAGGAGUCCUUCCUGCUGACCGUUUGAUUUUGUUACUAGAUGUCUCGAACGCUAGUGCAGUCUCGGAUUCUGUUCGUAAAGGCAUUUCCGGUGUGCUCAUCAAGACUUCCACCUUGGACGCCGAUUUCAUAGGGUCUUUCACUCGCUUUUUUAGCGGAGCAGACAUCUAUGUUCUGUCUACGCCAUCGUCAUCACCGCCCUCACAGUCGACUAUUCGUGAUCUGCGUCGUGCAAAUACAAUCAUAGUCCUCCCAACUACCCUACUCACCUACUCUGCCACUUCUGAGCAAGCUAUCAACGUUGCUGAUGCCUUUGUGGCUCCGCUGAUAUCAGAUAGGCCCGACGGUCUGUUCCCUACUGUCGUUACGGAGGACGGAAGAUCGCUCGGCCUGGUGUACUCUUCUACCGAGUCGAUAAAAGAGAGUAUCCUCACAGGAAAGGGCAUAUACCAGUCCCGCAAGCACGGGCUGUGGAGAAAAGGGGAAACUUCUGGGGCCAGUCAGACAGUUCUCGGCAUCCGCGUCGACUGCGACCUUGACGCUCUGGAGUUCAACGUCGUCCAGAAAGGAUCAGGAUUCUGUCAUCUCAGUAGGCCAUCAUGUUUCGGCGAGUCAAAGGGACUGUAUGCCCUCCAGAAGACAUUGCAAUCACGGUUCGAAUCUUCCCCAGCGGAAUCUUACACCAGGAGAUUGUUUAGUGACCCUGAACUUCUCCGUGCAAAAAUCAUGGAGGAAGCCGACGAGCUUUGCAGUGCAGAAACCCAAGAGGAAGUUGCGUUCGAAGCAGCAGACCUCAUUUACUUUGCCCUCACGAGGUGUAUUGCGUCUGGUGUUACUAUUUACGACAUCGAGCGGUCGCUAGACAAGAAAGCGAAGAAGGUCACUCGUAGGAAAGGAGAUGCGAAGCCGAAAUGGGCGGAAAAUACACCUGCUACCGCUUCCACCUCCACCUUCACCCGGCCCCCACCGCGGUCAGCACCUGUAUCCUGGUCGAAGACGACCGAUGGACCAAUCCGUAUGCGCACAUACGAUCUCUCGAAAGCUUCUCCAGAAACACGGUCACAACUUCUUCGCCGACCAGUGCUCAAAUCUGACGAGAUGAUCGCUAAAGUGAAGCCCAUUGUCGAUGACGUUCGUCAAAGAGGGGAUGCCGCUUUGCUUGAACUCACCGCCAAGUUCGACAAGGCGAAGCUUGACUCCACAGUUAUCUUCCCUCCUUUCGCACCGGAAUCAACGCAAUUGACGGAUCCGAUACGCAAUGCUAUCGACGUGGCUUAUGCCAACGUGCAAAAGUUCCACGCGGCGCAAAAUGAAAAGACAACUCUCGUGGUGGAAACAAUGCCGGGCGUUGUAUGCUCGCGUUUCUCUCGUCCUAUUGCACGCGUCGGGCUUUACGUCCCCGGUGGUACCGCAAUUCUACCCUCAACAGCCCUUAUGCUCGGUGUUCCUGCUCAAGUAGCAGGCUGCAAACAGAUCGUCCUCGCAACCCCUCCUCGGCCCGAUGGCAGCAUUUCCCCUGAAGUGAUGUAUGUCGCUCACCUUGUAGGUGCAUCAGCAAUCCUGAAAGCAGGAGGUGCACAAGCGGUUGCUGCAUUGGCGUACGGCACGCAAACAGUUCCGAAGGUCGAUAAGAUCUUCGGACCCGGAAACCAAUGGGUGACUGCGGCGAAGAUGUUGGUUCAGAACGAUACAGACGCUCUUGUGUCUAUUGAUAUGCCAGCCGGUCCAUCCGAAGUUCUCGUUAUCGCUGACUCCACGUGUAAUCCUGCCUUCGUCGCAGCUGAUCUUCUAUCGCAAGCGGAACAUGGUGUUGAUUCACAGGUCGUACUCGUCACGGUCAAUCUCUCACAAGAGGAAAUCAACAGAAUUGAGGAAGAGGUCGAGGCGCAGGCUCGUGUUUUGCCUCGCGUUGAUAUCAUACGUCAGUCAAUACCCAAGAGUCUGAUCGUGAAGACUACAUCCGUCGAUGAGGCCAUCAAGUUUUCCAACGACUACGCACCGGAGCACUUGAUUCUCCACCUUAAGGAUGCAAGAUCAGCCUUGCCGCAGGUCGAAAACGCUGGCAGUGUCUUCGUUGGACCAUAUUCUCCAGAAAGCUGCGGUGACUACGCGUCAGGAACGAACCACACUCUUCCAACGAACGGAUAUGCUCGACAAUUCAGCGGUGUUAAUACGCAGUCAUUCCAGAAGCACAUCACAUCACAGGAGGUAACCGCAGAUGGACUCCUAGGACUUGGUCCAGUGGUAGCCACUUUGGCAGAUUGCGAAGGGCUACAAGCUCAUGCGAACGCUGUGAGAAUACGACUGCGCACUUUAGUAGCAUGAAAAGUCUGCAACUCUAAAGGACUGUGCCAAAAAUAAUUACUCUCGUCAUAUGUUGACUGCAAUGUAUUUCGAACAAUACCACUUGAAUAUAGCAGAGCGAUGAUAACAAAGGUCCCCUAGAAUAUAUUAAGAGUCUAAGUGUGGGCAACAACUAGCAUAGCAAGUCUAGGGAGCGAGAAAACAGCCGUCCGUGAAUGGGACUC
Molecule: messenger RNA, 2793 nt
Organism: Somion occarium
Lineage: Eukaryota; Fungi; Basidiomycota; Agaricomycetes; Polyporales; Cerrenaceae
Source: the annotation of a GenBank genome assembly